This is a messenger RNA of Contarinia nasturtii (swede midge), 3786 nucleotides long. It is a transcript of the gene NaPi-III, whose product is annotated as sodium-dependent phosphate transporter 2. Gene Ontology annotation, cellular component: membrane. The record is from RefSeq and is a predicted model, not a curated record. Gene Ontology annotation, molecular function: phosphate transmembrane transporter activity. Bases 951 to 2981 code for a protein of 676 amino acids. Gene Ontology annotation, biological process: phosphate ion transmembrane transport. Lineage: Eukaryota; Metazoa; Arthropoda; Insecta; Diptera; Cecidomyiidae. The transcript is spliced from 7 exons.
AUAAACGUUAUGCGGCGCACUCGCAAUUCAUGUUUUUCUCCAUAUGAAUGUUGUAUCGUGUGAGUUGUGUGAAAAGAGAUGGAUAGUGAAUAAUAAUAGCAUCGCAAGUAUUCGGACACACAUGUGAACGUUGACUUCAAAUAUAUAGUGCACAAAACAAACCACAAAUUCAGAGUUGCUCUUAUUUCAAUCCAGUCUGUACGGCUGUCAACGUUCUCCUUUUUUUCGUUUUCGUUUUCUCCAUCAUAUCCUUGUUUGAGGAAAAGGUGGUCUUCUGCCAAAAAGGAUUUGCUGUUCGAAUCAAUUAACACCAAAUUUUUGAUUUCAUCGCCUAUUUUUCAAAUAUGAAAAAGAUCCAUCUGUCUUCUGGGUUUUCCGUACCUCAGACGAUAAUCUGUGACGGAUAGUACUGCAUCAUUUUUAUCAUUCACUUAACCCACUGAAAAUAUUAAAUAAGAAACAAAACGCGAUUUGCAUCCCAUACAUCUUUGCUUAUCUGUCAGAAUAGUGGAACCCCUUUUGUAGUAUUGCAAAGGAUAUAUUUUACUAUUUUUUCAACUUUUUCAAGUGAUAGUAGUCAGUGGUUAAAAUCAAUAUAGUACGAAUAGUACAAAUUAGUAUAUAAAAUUGAAAAAAACAAAAAAGAAUUCCAACCAUUCCGAAAGUUAAUUAUUUUUAAUGGCGUCUACCAACCUGCACCAGGAAAAUGCAAAUAAAUAUGCAUUAAAUUUGAUAAACAUUUAAUUUUUGCUCAAUCGUUUCUUCAUUUUAUUCAUUUCUCUAAAAGUAUUUGUUUUCAUAAUAGCCAUUUUUCGAAGAUCGAUUCAAUUAAAACUUUCUUUACUUAUUUACUUGAAAUCUUUUUUUGUCCACUUGUUGAUCAAGUGACGAUUUCGGUUCUUCUUUUUGUCCCUUUUUAAAAUACAAAAUCAACAAAUUAAAAUAACAAAAUGUUAGAAGCAUAUUCGACAAAUAUUCUGUGGUUAGUUAUAUUGGGUUUUGUGAUUGCGUUUAUCUUGGCAUUUGGCAUCGGCGCCAAUGAUGUUGCCAAUUCGUUUGGAACGAGUGUCGGUUCCGGUGUACUGUCGAUUCGAGCUGCCUGUUGGUUAGCCACCAUAUGUGAAGUGUCUGGAGCGAUUUUAAUUGGUUACAAAGUAUCUGAUACAAUGCGCAAAGGAAUUUUGGAAACAAGUUUAUACAAUGAUUCGGAAACUGAAUUGAUGUUGGGUUUUAUUUCGGCUUUGGCAAGCAGUGCACUAUGGUUGCUGGUCGCAACAUUUCUUAAGCUACCCAUCUCUGGUACGCAUAGCAUUGUCGGAUCAACCAUUGGAUUCAGUUUAGUUGCACGCGGAACGAACGGCAUUCAAUGGUAUACGUUGGGAAAAAUUAUUGGUUCUUGGUUCAUUUCACCCGUCAUGAGUGGAAUUAUGAGUGCUUUUCUAUUUUGGUGUAUUCGUACAUUGAUUUUGAAAGCGAACAACCCACUGAAUGCUGGCCUUAUCGCUCUACCUCUUAUAUAUGGAUUGACAACUUUUAUUAACGUUUUAAGUAUUGUGCUCGAUGGACCUAAAUUACUUUACAUGGACAACAUUACAGCACCAAUUGCUAUUGCGAUUAGUUCAGUCAUUGGCUUAAUCAUUGCCAUUGCAAUUCAAAUAUUCCUUGUUCCAUGGCAGCGCCAAGAAAUUACGGGAAAAACAGAUGGUGGCCGUGUUAAAUUUACAAUCAAUGAUUCGAGUGAGUCGACACCGUGCGGAAGUCCAACGAAACGAAAUCGACGUCCAGUAUCAUUAGUUCAAUCCGAUUCAAAGAUGUUGCCUGCAAUCACCGAACAAACCGAAUUGGCAUCGUUCAAUAACCUAAGCAGCUUGAGUCCAUGCUUUUAUGCAAACGAUAAAUCGCAAUCGAAUGCCGAAAAAAAUCAUUCACAGACCAACGGAAACUACAAAAUCGAUGCAAAGAUUGUUGCAAAGGCCGAAAAAUUGUUGGGCAAAAAUCGAAGCUUGGACAACAUCGAUUUGACCAUUACCAGUUUAAACUUUAUCGACGAACAUCAUCAACAACAGAAUGGACAUGGAUUGUGUACAGGAAUUCAAUCUCAGCCUCUACAAAGCUACUUUGACAAUCAAUUAAACGUUCAAUUUUCUUCAAAUUCCAAACAAAGCGAUGAUAUCGGGUCCACGGUAACAACGAAUAUGUGUAAUGAAGUUGUCAUUCCCAUAUCGAAUACGACGGUGUUUUCGGGAAAAAUUCUGCCAGCGGAUAACAAUAUUGUGAGCAAUAACAACAAUGAACUUCAGACAAAAGGGGGAGAAAAAAAUGCUAUUGUGAACACUGAACACCUCGAAGCAAGCACUUUAUCGCCAAAUUCAAGCAAAGUUCCAUUGAUAUCAUCAAAGACCGAUGAAGUGACCAAAGUAGAUGACCCAGAAGAUGUUUCCAAACUAUUUUCAUUUUUACAAAUUUUGACAGCAACAUUUGGUAGUUUUGCACAUGGUGGCAACGAUGUAUGCAACGCAAUCGGACCAUUAAUUGCUUUGUGGAUGAUUUACAAGGAAGGAACUGUUAAACAAGAAUCAGAAACACCAUUGUCAUUGCUUCUAUUCGGCGGCGUUGGCAUUUCGGUUGGUCUAUGGAUUUGGGGUCGGCGAGUUAUCGAAACGGUUGGAAAUGAUUUGACAAAAAUUACACCAUCAACAGGCUUCACAAUUGAAAUCGGUUCGGCUUUCACCGUUCUUUUCGCUAGUAAGAUUGGCAUACCAAUAUCUACAACACACUGCAAAGUUGGUUCGGUCAUUUUUGUUGGCUACGCUAGUGCUCCAUCAUACACUGAUGAGGAUAAAGCAGCCGGCCUACCACCGCCGAAACCAAUCGAUUGGGGUCUAUUUCGUAAUAUUAUAUAUGCAUGGGUUGUUACGGUGCCAAUUGCAGCACUUUUGAGUGCCAUUUUUAUGUUUACGUUGAGAAAAUUGGUACUUUAGGAAGUGACGUUGAAAUUUCAUAACACACGUUAGACUUUCAUUUAACGCUGAUCCAAUGCUAAAUAGUCCGCUGAAUAUAUUUGUAACUCAAUAUUAGAUAUAAUAUACUACAAAACAAAAAUUUAUAAGAAAACAUUUCGGGGAAUGAGUCAUCACAAAAAAAAAAAAUAAAGAAGAAAUGAAAUUUAUAAAUUCUAAGCUCUGAACAGAUAUUUUCACACAUAAACUGCUAUUUCGAAAAGCAAAACCAAAUAAAUAAGAAAUAGAUUAUAACUACUACAUUUUUGGACACAAGCAAAUUCUGUCUUAGUUUUAUAUUCAAGUUUUGUCGAUCUUCAGUUUUUGAGAAAUUGUAUAAUUACAUAAUUUAUCUGAUUGUCUUAAUAAGAUAUGUUUAUUUCCCUCCUUUUUUUGUUACAUUAAAAACUAAUUAAAUAAAUUCAAAGAAUGCCACAAUUGGAUAAGAUUUCGUAAAUGUAACAUUUCAACAGAAAUAAUUUUUUAAAUGUUCAUUGCUCUUAACUUGUGUAAAUUUUUUGAACAAUGGUCUAUUUUUGUGUUCGAAAAGAGAGUACAUAAAGCCUGUUGAACAGUUAAAUGUGAAACUAAAGUUACUUUACUUUCAUGUUGGCACUUUCAUCUCAACAUCACAUUUUCUUUGUGCCUUUAGUUGCUGUUCUUAUUCUCUUUUCGAUCCAAUCAAUAUGUUUAUAUGAUACUGUUGUCAAUUCACUGUGAAAAUAGAAAAUAAAUUUACAAAACAAAUGCCAUGAAUUAUUGCAUAAAAGAGCGUAAAGACCUAAAA